Messenger RNA from Adineta steineri, 1057 nucleotides. The record is from the annotation of a GenBank genome assembly. Lineage: Eukaryota; Metazoa; Rotifera; Eurotatoria; Adinetida; Adinetidae.
GUUGAAGUUAAAAUUAGCAGAUCUACGUAAUAAAUAUUAUCAAAACACAAAACAUGAGUAUAAAUACAAUGGAAAAGUGAUUUAGUAAAACAUAUCUAAAGUCUAAUUCUAUUCAGUGAAUAUGAAUAUGAUAUUAAGUAUAAUAUUUUUUCUUACAUCUUGUGUAAUAUCAAUAUCUGGUCAUGGAUAUUUAUUGGAACCAGUAGCACGUAGUACAGCAUGGCUUGUCGAUCAAUCAUUUCGACCAUGUUGUACUUAUUCUAAUCAUAUGGAAAUGUUUUGUGGUGGUAUUACACAUCAAUGGAGCACACAUGGGGGUAAAUGUGGUAUCUGUGGUGAACCAUAUGAUAAAGCAAAUAAAUUAUUUGAAAAAGGUGGUGCUAUGUAUACAGGUAAAAUUGUUAAAACCUAUACUCAAGGACAACAAAUUGAUGUUACAGUAGUAUUAACAGCUAAUCAUAAAGGUUACUUUGAAUUUCGUUUAUGUAAUUUGGAUUCUAAUCCAAACUCUGAAGCAACACAAGAAUGUCUUGAUCGUGGUAUAUUAAAAAUGGCUGGAACUGAUUCAACAAAAUGGCGUGAUGUUGAUAAAUAUGGUUCAGAAACAAUUAAAAUUCGUGUUCAACUUCCAUCCAAUGUUGCUUGUCGUCAUUGUGUAUUUCAAUGGAAAUAUACAACAGGAAAUAAUUGGGGUACAGAUCCAGCAACUGGUCAAUCAGGCUCUGGAAUGGGUAUUGAAAAUGAAACAUUUAUGGGUUGUUCAGAUAUAUCCAUUGUUGCUAAUGGUUCACCCGUAGAAACAUUACCUCCUGUAAUAGUAACAACUAAUUCUCCAGUUAAGCCAGGUAAUCCACAGACAACAACCACAACAACUACUACAACAACUCCUCGUCCAUCAGGUGGUUUAACAACUUGGUCAUCGAGUAAUGUUCUAUAUAAAGUUGGUCAUACAGUAUCUUAUGAUGGUGUCAAAUAUCUUUGUGUUCACGAUCAUACAUCAUUUGUCGGAGCUGAACCUGGUCCUCUCACUUGGGCUUGGUGGAAACGUAUAGAUUAA